This is a messenger RNA of Metarhizium brunneum ARSEF 3297, 1089 nucleotides long. RefSeq names its product NmrA-like family domain-containing oxidoreductase himF. NCBI's taxonomy places the organism in Eukaryota, Fungi, Ascomycota, Sordariomycetes, Hypocreales, Clavicipitaceae. Gene Ontology annotation, cellular component: nucleus. The record is from RefSeq and is a predicted model, not a curated record.
AUGGCACCACUCGUCUUCGUCAUUGGCGGCACUGGCGCCCAAGGCAUCCCCGUCAUCCAAGGGCUCGUCCAGGACGGCGCAUACGCAGUCCGCUUCUUGACCCGCGACGCCAACUCCCCACGAUCCAAGCAUCUCCUCACCCUAGGAAACGUAUCAGCCCUCGAGGGCACAUUCACCGACGAAGACGCGCUGCGCAGGGGGUUCCGCGGCGCGCGCUACGCCUUCGUCAACAUUGACGGCUUCAACGCCGGCGAAAAGACGGAAAUGUUCUGGUCCAUGCGCGCCUACGAGCUAGCGCUCGAGGAGGGCGUCGAGUUCUUCGUCUACGCCAACCUCGACUACGUCUACAAGAAGAGCGGGUUCGACGCCAGCUUCCGGACGGGCCACUACGACGCCAAGGGCCGCGUGGCCGAAUGGAUCCUCCUGCAGAACAGGGACCGGGCCGUUUCGGAGAGGAUGCGGGCGGCCGUCUUCACCACGGGCCCGUACAUGGCUAUGGUGCUUGCCGCCGGGACGCCCAUGGCGCCGAGGGUCGAGGACGGCGUGGUCACCUGGCGGGUGCCGCUGGGGGAGGGCGCCGUGGCGCACGUCGAUCUUGACGAUUGCGGGUACUAUGUCCGCUGGCUGUUGGAUCAUCAGGAGAGGGCGGACGGGAUGGAUCUCCAGGUUGCUAUUGACUUGGUGGACUAUGGGGAUUUGGCGCGGGCGUUUGAGAGGGUCACGGGGCGGAAGGCGAGAUAUGUAGAUACUAGCUUGGAUGAGUAUUGGACGAGCGGGCCGAUGGGCACGGGGGGAAGGCCGGCUGGGUAUAAUGCCGACCCGGGGGAUCCGGCGACAAUGAGCCUGCGCGCAAACUUUACUGGGUUCUGGAAUAUGUGGAAGUACUCUGGUAGGAAUAGGGGCGUUGUGCGGCGCGACUUUGGGCUGCUUGAUGAGAUUCAUCCGGGGAGAGUGAGGACGGCGGAGGAGUGGUUCCGGCGGGAGGAGGAGAAGAGUAAGAGGUUGGGGACGCCGUCGCUGUGGGAGCGGGCGAAUAAUCUCAGGCCGGUGUUGAAGGGUCUGGAGGACGGGCGGAAAGGUCGUCUGUAG